Messenger RNA from Didymodactylos carnosus, 2001 nucleotides. Lineage: Eukaryota; Metazoa; Rotifera; Eurotatoria; Philodinida; Philodinidae. The record is from the annotation of a GenBank genome assembly.
AUGGCAUUGUACAAGUUAUCGAAAACUCAUCAAAAAACAUUACGUUGUGAUUAUCUGGGAUGUACAGCAGCCGUUGCUUUGAUUAAUGAACAAUUGAUACGUGAAGCAAUUGAAUUUGUUCGACAGGCAAAAUUCACCCAUGAUAUUGUUAAAACGAUUAUUUAUACGACAAAUGAUGGUGUUAAAAUUGUUUAUGAUAAUGAACAAAAAUAUACAACACAAGUACCGAGCACAAUGGUAGCCGGUAGUGCAAUUGGAAAAUAUCCUUACAAUGAUACAGUAGGUUGUAUUUAUAUUAGUCCACUAUCCGGUUAUCAUUAUCCUGCAUUCGUUCAUAUUUAUCGUUGUGAAUCGAACAGAAUUGCUCAUAAACUUUUAUUACGUUUAAAACAAUAUAUAUCAAAUAAUUCUCAUCGUAAUCGUGUUUUAACGCUAGAAAAACGCUUACUAGAAUUAAAUUUAUUGAAUACUGAUCGGUUUAUGACAACAUCUUCAACUGAUGCAACAAUAUUAUCACAGGAUUUAUUUGAUAAUAAAACAAAAAUCAGCACCACAAAUAUCACUCCUUCUGAUUAUAAUAAUACGUAUAAUAGUAGCAGUAAUUCUCAUGUAGUAACCGAUAACAGUAAUAAUGAAAAUAAUCCAAUUAAAUCUAUUACAGAAGAAUUUCAAAAGAAAAUUAAUAAACAACAACCAAUGUUAUUCCCACCAAAAGAUUAUGAUACAAUGAGACGUAUACAUGGACAUGUUGAAAAAUCCAAUGAAUGGAGAAGUAGAGAACCCACAAUUGUUGGUUUCUCUUCAAUAAACAACGACGAAAAUCGUGUUCAACGACAAAUUCAACCUCAGAAUAGUAAUAAAAUAAUGACCAGUAGUAACAAUGAUCAAAAACAACCUUUUCAAAAUGAACCGAAAACUAAUGGACGUUCAUCAUCAAGUAUUAGUAGUACAAAUUCAACUAAUGAUCAACAAAGAUCAUUAACACAACGAAGUGAUUUAACAACAGAUCCUGUUGAAACAGUUAGUUUAGCGUUUGAUUUUCUAAAAGAUGAAACAAGCUCAAAUUUGACAGAUGGUGAUAUAGAAAAUUUAGAAAACGAAUUCACAAACAGCAAUAUCAACAAACGACCAGUGUUCCGUUUUCGACCACCAAACAUCACAUCUAUUACCAAGAGAUUAUUUUCUGGACGUGGACAAACGAGCUUUAAUGUGGUUACUGAAGAUGAAAAUAGUGUUGGUAGCACAGGUGAUUUGAAAUCAUCGUCAAUUGAAUUUUCAGCCUAUAGUCGUGAUAUGAAUAACGGUAGAAAUGGUUAUAGUCAUCCAAAUGAACAGUAUCGACGACAACCGCCACUGAAUGUAUUAAAAUCCACAGUGGUACAAGAUAAUUCACCUCGUGCAAAAUCGGAAACACGUUUAUAUCAACAACAACGUUCAAGUGGUCUUCUAAGCCCAAGAUAUGAAAAUCGUGUGAUGAAUAGUGGUCAACCAUCCAGUAUGAAUCCAUUGUGGUCGGGACCGACAUCACAACCGAAUAUUAUGUUAUUAUCUGCACAGUCGUCAAAUAUAACUUAUCAAAAUAGAAAUAAUAUUCAUGAAUUGAGUUUACCAUCGGAGAGGCGAAAUACAGGUAUACCUGCACAUCCACUUUAUUCGAGUUAUCCACAAAAUGGAUUCAAAACAUCGAUCAUAGACGGUUAUUCUAAUGGACGAUUGUCAAGAGGAAAUGUUGUUGAUUACAAUAAAAAUAAUCAAUUAAACGGACGUUUAACAAAUGGAAACGGCAUUUAUAAUAAAAAGCAAGCACCACCCCCACCCCCACUAUUAUCACACUCAGCUGUCCAAUUUGACACAAAUGAGUUUAUAUUAAAAUCUUCAAAUAGAAAUAUAUUAAAAAAUCAUGUAACACCUAUGACAAGGGAAUAUCGACCACAUCUACUAGUGACAGAUCAAAUCGCUUAUCAUUUAUCACCACAGAAUCCGCUUGAUGUCUAUUAUUGA